Molecule: messenger RNA, 1653 nt
Organism: Lytechinus pictus (painted urchin)
Lineage: Eukaryota; Metazoa; Echinodermata; Echinoidea; Temnopleuroida; Toxopneustidae
Exons: 1
Coding region: 1-1653 (550 amino acids)
Source: RefSeq, a predicted model, not a curated record
AUGCCAGAUGACCCAUGUCCUUCACCUGUAUCAUCUCAACAUUCAGAUUCAUCCUCAUCUUCGACUACAAGCUCUGUACCAACAUCUCCUUCACGUGGUGGACAGUCGUCUGACUCGUAUAAACCAUCUGAUGAGUCGGAUUCAUCAUCUUCAGAGGAAGAAAGAGAGCCUGAUGAAAUGAGAUACUGCAUGGGGAAGAAAUAUGUGGUCUUUGAUGAACAACUUAAUGAUCUGUUUUAUAGACUUAAGUGUAAAUCUUGUUCUGAUGGCCACAUUGCAGAACUGAAAAAGUAUACUGUAGGUACCAUGCUGGUUGUUAAUGUACUAUGUGUGUGUGGUUCUCUUGUAUACAGGUGGCAAUCUCAACCAACCAUUGGCAGGCAACCAGUUGGGAAUCUAUUGCUUUCUGCCUCCAUCAUGUUCACAGGCAAGACAUAUGAAGACUUCAAAGUACUGGCGGAUCUUUUUAACCUACAGUUCAUUUCAGACACCACCUUCUAUGACAUCCACAACAAGAUCCUCCUUCCUGUCAUCCACACAUUCUAUACACAAGACAUCCAAGACGCCCAUGAAGAACAUAAGAAUCGACCACUCUCUAUCUGUGGUGAUGGGAGAUGCGAUUCACCAGGAUAUAAUGCAAAAUAUUGCACUUACACGUGUAUUGACCUUCAGUCAAAUAAAAUACUGGGCAUGUCGCUAGUUCAUGUUAGCGAAGCAACAAGUUCCGUUGCCAUGGAGAAAGUAGGUUGUAGGCGGGUAUUAGACUUUCUUCUAGCAUCAUUGGAUGUCAGUGUGUUUGCUACUGAUCGGCAUGCAAGCAUUGCCAAAAUGAUGCGUGAGGUAUUCCCUCAAGUGUGCCAUCAAUAUGACAUUUGGCAUGUCACAAAAUCAAUAAAGAAGAAACUCAUCGAAAAGGCAAAACAAAAGGACAACGAAGUCCUGUGGCCUUGGACAAGGUCUAUCACAAAUCACCUGUGGUGGUCUACAGAAAACUGUGAUGAAGACGAAGUCAUGCUGCGGGAGAUGAUCCAGUCAGUAACACACCACAUCACUGACAUCCAUUCCUGGAAUUCAGCUGAAAAGUUCCAUGAAUGCGAACACGAGGAAUUGACUCCAGAGGAAACAGAAGAAACAAAGUGGCUGGAACCAGGGUCAAAACCUCACGAAGCUGUCCAGAGUAUCGUCUUCAAUCAACGAUUAAUGAAGGACACAAAGCAGAUGACGAAGGCCUGCCAUACUGGUGCGAUAGAGUCCUAUCAUUCAUUGUAUCUCAAGUACUGCCCGAAACGCAAACACUUCUUCUACCCUGCCAUGUUGGCCAGAGCAGAACUGGCAGUUCUUGACCAUAACGCUAAUACUGGCAGAGAGCAGGCAACCGUGAAGAGAGAAAGAACUGGAACUGCAAAGAAAGGGGCACUACGCUUUCGGUAUGUGUGGUCAAAGUCCACCAAAGAGUGGGUUCUGAAGCGCAUCCCAGAGGACAAGAACUAUGCAUACCUUUGGGAUAUGCUUGUUGCAGUUCUACAAGUCAAGGCUGGUAACUUUGACCUUAAACAGCCGCAGUAUCCAAUCCUUCCUCAGAACAUUGCACCAAUUCCACGUCCACCUCCUGAAGAACUCAUAGAGCGGGCUACAUCACGAUUCAGCCAUUGA